AUGUUUAUUCAUAUCAAGCCCCAUACUGGUACCAUGUCUUUGACACAUCAUGUGCCAUGUCCGAUCUUCUCUCCAUCUAGCUUGAUGAUUGAUGAUUGGGUCCAUGAGAGCCUUGGCUUUGGUACAAGCCAUGUAAUUGUUCCAGCAUCAAAGCCUUUAUCCUUUGGAUCUAGGGAGUUGAUGCCUCCAACUAAUCUGAUGCCACAACAAACAACAUUUCCUGAAUCGACAUCACUUGAAAUCGUAAGGGUAGAAAAGCGUUUGCGGCUAUUUGGGGUCGACAUUGACAUCCCUUCUCAUGAUUGUGGUGAUGAUUCUUGCAGUGGAUUCACCAAGAAUGCUGCUUCAAUUGUCCUAAACAUUUUGGAUGAAGAAAUCACUCUAUAG
Miscanthus lutarioriparius is the source of this 387-nucleotide messenger RNA. NCBI's taxonomy places the organism in Eukaryota, Viridiplantae, Streptophyta, Magnoliopsida, Poales, Poaceae. The record is from the annotation of a GenBank genome assembly.